CCGCGCGCCGCCCGGCGCCGGUGACGGUCCGCGCUGCGAUUGGCCGGUGCGCCGAGGGGGCGGGGCGCUCGCACGCGGUCGCGGCGGGGCUGUUGCGACAGAAGGAAAGCGCGAGCGGCCGCUCCCACCCGUGCCAUGCCCUCCGACCUGGCCAAGAAGAAGGCGGCCAAGAAGAAGGAGGCGGCCAAGGCCCGGCAGCGGCCGCGCCGGGUCCCGGACGAGAACGGUGAUGCCGGGCCGGAGCCGCAGGAAGUCCGGCCCCCGGAGGCCAACGGGACGGUGCUGCCAGAGGUGGAUGCUCUUACGAAGGAGCUGGAGGAUUUUGAGUUAAAGAAAGCUGCUGCUCGAGCCGUGACAGGAGUGCUGGCCUCCCACCCCAACAGCACUGAUGUGCAUAUCAUCAACCUCUCCCUGACCUUUCAUGGCCAGGAGCUGCUGAGUGACACCAAACUGGAGCUGAACUCUGGGAGACGCUAUGGCCUCAUCGGACUCAAUGGCAUUGGGAAAUCCAUGCUUUUGUCAGCUAUUGGGAAGCGAGAAGUGCCCAUCCCAGAGCACAUUGACAUCUAUCACCUGACCCGAGAGAUGCCUCCCAGUGACAAGACCCCUCUGCAGUGUGUGAUGGAGGUGGAUACAGAGAGGGCCAUGCUGGAGCGAGAAGCAGAGCGUUUAGCUCAUGAAGACGCGGAGUGUGAGAAACUCUUGGAGUUAUAUGAACGCCUGGAGGAGCUGGAUGCUGAUAAGGCAGAAGCACGAGCCUCACGUAUCCUUCACGGCUUGGGGUUCACGCCAGCCAUGCAGAGGAAGAAGCUGAAGGACUUCAGUGGUGGCUGGCGAAUGAGGGUGGCACUUGCCAGAGCACUCUUCAUUCGGCCUUUCAUGCUGCUGCUCGAUGAGCCCACAAACCACCUUGACCUGGAUGCCUGUGUGUGGUUGGAGGAAGAGCUGAAAACGUUCAAGCGGAUUCUUGUGCUGAUAUCCCACUCCCAGGACUUCUUGAAUGGCGUCUGCACCAACAUCAUCCACAUGCACAACCGCAAACUCAAGUACUACACGGGAAAUUAUGAUCAGUAUGUAAAGACCCGCUUAGAGCUAGAGGAAAAUCAAAUGAAGCGAUUCCACUGGGAGCAAGACCAGAUCGCUCAUAUGAAGAAUUACAUUGCACGGUUUGGCCAUGGUAGCGCGAAGCUGGCCAGGCAAGCUCAGAGUAAGGAGAAGACCCUUCAAAAAAUGAUGGCUUCUGGCUUGACAGAGAGAGUUGUGAAUGAUAAGACUUUGUCAUUCUACUUUCCACCCUGUGGGAAAAUUCCCCCUCCAGUCAUCAUGGUGCAGAAUGUCAGCUUCAGAUACACCAAGGAUGGGCCGUGGAUCUAUAAUAACCUGGAGUUUGGGAUUGACCUGGAUACUCGUGUAGCUCUUGUUGGACCCAAUGGAGCUGGAAAGUCAACACUGCUGAAGCUGCUCACAGGAGAGCUGCUGCCCACAGAUGGGAUGAUUCGCAAGCACUCGCAUGUGAAGAUCGGUAGAUACCACCAGCACUUGCAAGAGCAGUUGGACUUAGACCUCUCACCAUUGGAGUACAUGCUGAAAUGCUACCCAGAGAUCAAGGAGAAGGAGGAGAUGAGGAAAAUCAUUGGCAGAUAUGGUUUGACAGGGAAGCAGCAGGUGAGCCCCAUCAGGAACCUUUCUGAUGGGCAGAAGUGCCGUGUGUGCUUUGCCUGGCUGGCCUGGCAGAACCCUCACAUGCUCUUCCUGGACGAGCCCACCAACCACCUGGACAUAGAAACCAUAGAUGCACUGGCAGAUGCUAUCAAUGAGUUCGAGGGAGGAAUGAUGCUUGUCAGCCAUGACUUCAGACUCAUCCAACAGGUGGCACAGGAGAUCUGGGUCUGUGAGAAGCAGACAAUCACCAAGUGGCAAGGGGACAUCCUUGCCUACAAGGAGCAUCUCAAGUCGAAGCUGGUGGAUGAGGACCCGCAGCUCACCAAACGGACCCACAACGUGUGAGCUGAGGAGCCCCAGGCCUGGCCAGGCGGGGCACAGCUGCUGCUCCCCUGGCUGUGUUCUAGGAUUGCUGCAAUACUGCUUCCCCUCGACUUGCCUUGCACCUCUAUGUCUGGACAGAGCUGUUCUCUUCUGAUCUGGCUACAUUUGGGCAACUGUUUCCUUACCUAGACAACGUCCCAUCUGAGCCAGGCCUUGGAAUCUGUUGGCUUGGGGUCACAGCAGUGGCCAUUGGGGUGUCCGAGCUGCAGUGAUACGCAAGUGGAGACCCCAGCCCAGCUUCUCCUGCCUUUUCCUUCCCAAUUUCUGCUUCAGUUUAGAUACUUCACUUCAAACUCCUCUGGCCUUGGUUUGUUUUUAACUAUUAUUUAACAGUGUAAUUAACAGAUCUGCCUGAGAAUCCAUCAGUCAAUAAAGAGAGAAAAACA
Molecule: messenger RNA, 2432 nt
Organism: Zonotrichia leucophrys gambelii
Lineage: Eukaryota; Metazoa; Chordata; Aves; Passeriformes; Passerellidae
Gene: ABCF2
Product: ATP binding cassette subfamily F member 2
Exons: 15
Coding region: 136-2007 (623 amino acids)
Molecular function (GO): ATP binding; ATP hydrolysis activity
Source: RefSeq, a predicted model, not a curated record